AUGGGCGACAAGAGUGGGCAGUCUGCCCUACGCACCUAUAAAUCCCUUGAUGAGGAGGGCCUCUUGGGCUCUGCAGAGCUGCCCAAAAGACCCACGGGGAGCCUGGUUAUGCACAGCAUGGCCAUGUUCGGCCGGGAGUUCUGCUAUGCGGUGGAGGCGGCCUACGUGACUCCAGUGCUGCUCAGCGUGGGCCUGCCCAAGAGCCUGUAUAGCAUGGUGUGGCUCCUGAGCCCCAUCCUGGGGUUCCUGCUGCAGCCCGUGGUGGGAUCGGCCAGCGACCACUGCCGGGCCCGGUGGGGCCGCCGGAGACCCUACAUCCUCACGCUGGGCGUCAUGAUGCUCCUGGGCAUGGCCAUGUAUCUCAACGGGGACGCGAUCAUAUCAGCUUUGAUUGCUGACUCAAGGAGGAAGCCGAUCUGGGCCAUAAGUAUCACCAUGAUAGGUGUGGUUCUCUUUGAUUUUGCUGCUGACUUCAUUGAUGGGCCCAUCAAAGCCUACUUGUUUGAUGUCUGCACUCAUCGAGAUAAGGAGAGGGGCCUCCACUACCAUGCACUCUUCACAGGUUUGGGAGGUGCUCUCGGUUACCUUUUGGGCGCCAUCGACUGGGCCCACUUGGAACUGGGAAGACUGCUGGGCACGGAAUUCCAGGUCAUGUUCUUUUUCUCCUCACUGGUGCUCACUUUGUGUUUCAUUAUCCACCUGUGCAGUAUCCCUGAAGCCCCACUUACAGAUGUUGCAAAGGACAUUCCCCCACAGCAAGCCCCCCAGGACCUUGCCUCAUCAUCAGACAAAAUGUACGAGUAUGGGUCUAUUGAGGAAGUAAAAAAUGGUUACGUAAACCAAGAGUUGGUGCUGCAGGGAGGAAAAGCCAAAAAUCCUGCUGAACAGACUCAGAGGACAAUGACCUUGAGGUCACUGUUGAGGGCCUUGAGGAGCAUGCCCCCUCAUUACCGCUGCCUUUGCAUCAGCCACCUCAUUGGAUGGACUGCCUUCCUAUCCAACAUGCUCUUCUUCACAGACUUCAUGGGCCAGAUCGUGUACCACGGGGAUCCCUACGGUGCCCACAACUCCACAGAGUUCCUCAUCUACCAAAGAGGGGUGGAGGUUGGAUGCUGGGGCUUGUGCAUCAACUCUAUGUUCUCCUCGCUUUAUUCUUACUUUCAGAAAGCUUUGGUUCCCUGCAUUGGAUUAAAGGGUCUUUACUUUAUGGGGUAUUUGCUGUUUGGCCUGGGGACAGGAUUCAUCGGGCUCUUCCCGAGCGUCUACUCCACCCUGGUCAUGUGCACUUUGUUUGGAGUGAUGUCCAGCACCCUGUACACGGUACCCUUUAACCUCAUCGCUGUGUAUCACCACGAGGAGCAGAAGCAACGGGCCCUGGGCGGGGGCCCGGACAGCAGCAGCAGAGGGCAAGGCCUGGACUGUGCUGCCCUCACAUGCAUGGUGCAGCUGGCUCAGAUCCUGGUUGGAGGUGGCCUGGGCCUUCUGGUCAACACGGCCGGCAGCGUCGUCGUCGUGGUGAUCACGGCCUCUGCGGUGGCACUGAUUGGCUGUUGCUUUGUGGCUCUCUUUGUUAGAUAUAUGGAUUAG
Molecule: messenger RNA, 1587 nt
Organism: Rangifer tarandus platyrhynchus (Svalbard reindeer)
Lineage: Eukaryota; Metazoa; Chordata; Mammalia; Artiodactyla; Cervidae
Source: the annotation of a GenBank genome assembly